AUGAUGUCCUCCACAAACGAGGGCGAGGACCCCUUUCUCCAGGUCCAACAAGAUGUCCUCGCCCAGAUGUCGUCGACGCGACCGCUCUUCGCCUCCUACCUCCGCAUCCGCUCCCUCUCCACCGCCGCCGCAUCCUCCUCGCCCGAGCUCGCCUCGGCCCGCUCCGACCUCGAGUCCGCCCUGUCCGCCCUCGCCGAGGACCUCGCCGAUCUCGUUGCCUCGGUCCAGGCCGUCGAGUCCAGCCCCGCCCAGUACGGCCUCUCCGCCGACGAGGUCGUCCGCCGCAAGCGCCUUGUCCAGGAGGUCAGCGGCGAGAUCGACGACAUGCGCGACGAGCUCGCAAGCAAGCUCCACGACGCCCGCCGCGGCGACCUGCCCGACCCCGGCUCCUUUGCCAUGGCCGACGGCGACGACGACUAUACCCAGUUUGAGCAGCAGCAGCAGGUGGAGACGAUGCGCGAGCAGGACCAGCAUCUCGACGGCGUCUUUCAGACCGUCGGCAAUUUGCGCCGCCAGGCAGACGACAUGGGCCGCGAGCUCGCAGAGCAGCACGAGAUGCUCGAGCUCGUCGACCACGCCGCCGACCGCGUGGGAAGCCGCCUGCAGAAUGGCAUGCAGAAGCUACAGUACGUCAUGCGCCAGAACGAAGACAGAUGGAGCAGCUGCUGCAUCGGGGUUCUCAUCUUCGUCCUGAUCCUGCUCCUGAUCCUGCUCCUGAUAUUAUAG
Messenger RNA from Hirsutella rhossiliensis, 726 nucleotides. RefSeq names its product SNARE domain-containing protein. Gene Ontology annotation, biological process: Golgi vesicle transport. The transcript is spliced from 2 exons. The coding region runs from base 1 to 726 and encodes 241 amino acids. Gene Ontology annotation, cellular component: membrane. NCBI's taxonomy places the organism in Eukaryota, Fungi, Ascomycota, Sordariomycetes, Hypocreales, Ophiocordycipitaceae. The record is from RefSeq and is a predicted model, not a curated record.